CCUUCCGACUCGCCCCAUCUUUUCUCCUUCCUUCGUGCCACCCAUCAAUCACUUUGUUUGCCUUUUCAUUCCUCACCACUCUCUCACUCUCUUACUCUCUUUGCUUUUUCUUGAUACUUUCUUUCCGCAUCCAACCACUCCAGAUCCUCAUUCCUGCAUUCCAUCUUUGUCCUCGUCAUUUCCGCAUUCGACCAUCUCACCCGAAACGAGCCAACCAAGAGUGCACAAAUCUUUACAACACGACCCGAUAGCCCUCACCGCCACACUCGCUGCUCUGCUGGCGUAGACGUAAGAACCAGAUCAGGUUAUAGGAUAUGUUUGGACUCACCAAGAAAAGAACAAGCCCCCGCGACCCGGACGAAUUCCCCGCUGUGCAACUGUUCCUUCUCGCUCUCGUUCGAGUAGCAGAGCCGAUUGCUCUUACUUCCAUCUUUCCGUAUGCCAUCAAGCUCGUCACCCACUAUGGCAUUCCUCAGUCCCAAGGCCCAUUCUUUGCGGGCAUCCUCAUCUCGGCCUUUUCGCUUGCUGAAGCUUGUACCGGCAUGUACUGGGGAGGUUUGAGCGAUAGACUAGGUCGAAAGCCGAUUCUCAUCGUAGGUUGCUUCGGCACCAUCUCCUCAUUGCUCAUCGUCGGGUUUGCAUCCAGCUUUUGGAUGGCUCUCGCUGGUCGCAUAGUCGGCGGAAUAUUGAAUGGAAAUGUAGGCGUUAUCCAGUCGAUGGUCGGUGAACUGGUCAAGAAUCCUGCCCACGAACCAAAGGCAUAUGCUAUCAUGCCCUUCGUCUGGAGUAUUGGCACUAUCAUCGGACCUUCCAUUGGCGGCUAUUUCGCUGAGCCGACGAACAACUUCCCGUCUUUAUUUUCCUCCUCUGGCGUGUUUGCUCGAUUCCCGUAUCUCCUUCCCAACCUUAUCUGCACUACUCUGCUAGUGGUUGCUGUCAUCGCUGGCUAUUUACUUCUCGAGGAGACGCAUCCGGAUAUGCAACCCUGGAAUACUGAGGCAGACAAUGCAUCCACUGUACAGACGCCGCUGCUUCCUGCCCAAGGUGCAACAGCCAAUGCGCCCGCAAAUCUCACCGCGGAAUGUUAUGGCACGUUCGAUACGGUCGAUAUGCAGCGCGACGAGCUGUGGCGUGUCAAGUCCAACGGCGAGUGGAUCGAAGGCCCUCCUAUCAAUGAUAAGAUCAUCACUAGGACAGUCAUGACAUUUGUCGUAGCACUUGGCAUAUUCACCUACCAUUCGAUGACUUAUGAUCACUUGCUACCGAUUUACUUCCAAGACAGGCGCGCAGACGAGCUUCUCAUCACGAAGAUUUCGCCGGCCUCGUUUGCAGGGGGCUUGGGUAUUCCGCUUCAGGACGUGGGCAUCAUCAUGUCCAUCAAUGGACUGAUCCAGCUAUUUAUCCAGGCCGCAGUGUUCCCUCUCCUGGCCUCGUAUUUUGGGGUCUGGAAACUGUUGGUCUUGGUGACUAUCGGCCAUCCCGUGGCGUAUAUCAUCGUACCCUUCCUUCCUCUCCUUUCGGAAAACCUACUCUACCCAGGGAUCUACGCAUGCCUCACUAUCCGAAGCUUGACGUCCAUUGUCGCCUACCCACUCCUCUUAAUCAUGAUCAAGGAGGCUGCGCCAUCGCCUAACCAGCUUGGAAAGAUCAACGGUCUCGCUGCGAGUACAGGAGCCGCUUGUCGAACAAUGGCUAGUCCUAUCGCCGGUCUGCUUUACGGUCUCUCGAUUGAAUUGCAUUUCACGCCUCUGGCUUGGUGGGCAUCCGCCGUGGUUGCACUUGUGGGCGCUAUGCAGGUUCCGUUCAUGAGCCGUGCAGCUGCCAAUUGCAAUACUCGGGUUCAGACGGCGGCGCGCUGUUGUUUGAGCAAGAGUCGGACGCGGAGGGAGAGUGUGGUGCAUAUCACUGUUGAGGAAGAAGAUGCUUAG
Molecule: messenger RNA, 1928 nt
Organism: Periconia digitata
Lineage: Eukaryota; Fungi; Ascomycota; Dothideomycetes; Pleosporales; Periconiaceae
Source: the annotation of a GenBank genome assembly